Messenger RNA from Mucor mucedo, 618 nucleotides. Its product is annotated as Oxo-4-hydroxy-4-carboxy-5-ureidoimidazoline decarboxylase. The transcript has a single exon. The record is from RefSeq and is a predicted model, not a curated record. NCBI's taxonomy places the organism in Eukaryota, Fungi, Mucoromycota, Mucoromycetes, Mucorales, Mucoraceae. The coding region runs from base 7 to 540 and encodes 177 amino acids.
CCAAUUAUGUCUCUUCCUUCCAUCGAACAAUUAAAUAAGACAAGCGCCGAAAAGUUUAUUGAAAGCGUGAAUACACUUUUUGAGACAGCACCUCCAUUAGCCAGUCGACUUUUAGACGCCCGUCCUUAUAGUUCUUACUUACAACUCAUCGAUUAUGCCCAAACCGUAUGUCUCGGCAAUCAACUCACCCAAGAAGAGAAAAUCGAGGUCAUGAACGCCCAUCCUCGUAUCGGUGCUGCUAAAACCGGACUCUCGGCAAGUUCUCUCAAGGAGCAAGGGUAUCAAUCUAAGCAAGAUGCUAUUUCUGCUCAGGACCAAGAGGUCAACCAUCAACUCUCUCUUUUAAACCAAGCUUAUGAGGACAAGUACGGAUUCAAGUUUGUCGUGUUUGUUGCUGGCCGUCCUCGUUCUCAAAUAAUUCCCAUCAUCCAGGCUCGUAUCGAUGCUGACAAUAGAGAAAAUGAACUUUUUACAGGUAUGACGGAUAUGAUGUUGAUUGCAAAGGAUCGCUUAAAAAAGGCAAGCGAAAGUAAGAUCUAAAAUAAAAAAAUAAAUUAUGAUACCUUAUCUUUGUUUAAUUGGUGACCUGUUUUCGCCCAUUAAUCUUUUUCUCUUUUU